UCAUUUAAAAAUGUUUACACACAAUAGCAGGUAUCAAGUGACCAUAAUCUAACGAUAUACACUUAAAAAUGAAGAAUUUCAUUGCUUUCUUUCUCAAAAGUGUGCUAUUUCAUCUCAAAUCUACGAGGAAACUUCUCGUUUUAUUUCCGUAAUAAAGUUCUAUUGAGCUUAAAGGCAUGUCAUGGAAACAAAGGAAGAGGAGUUCAAGUUGAAUAGAGUAGACUAUUUACCUCCAUGUACUGAGAGGAAAUCGGAUGUCACAUCUUCUAGUCAUACUUUUCAUGUUAAAGUAUCAAAUAUUGACGGAUUAAGUCAGACUUCAUCUCCUGAAAAUUAUUAUAUUCAAGCCAUUUUAUUUGAUCAAAAGUAUGGAUGUUUUAUUGGCAAUUGUUGGAAUGGGAAAACUGUUAAGAAUGAAUCAAAUCAAAUAUUUUUUAAUCAGAAUUUUUAUUUUUAUACAUCAAUACCUGUCAAUGAUCUCUUGCUGGUUAUUGAGCUUAUUGGUCCAUCCAAAAUAUGCCCUAAUGUCAGAUCUUGUGGAUGGAUGUGCCUUCCUCUACUAAGUGAAGAUGAAGUUGCUGAUGAUAAAAAUACAAUGCACUAUAAAGUACCUUUAGUGCACGGGAGUCCUAUAUCAUUGAUAGUUAACAAAAAAGUUGUUAAAAAGAAGAAGAAGAAAAAGAAGAAAGCUGAGCCUAUGGUAAAGCCCACUGGUAUGGAAAUUUCUCUAUCACAAGCGUCUUUUCCAUCCUUGUUACAAAUGGCUCAUUUAAUUCCUGAAAAUGUUUUUAUUGAUGCUUCAUAUAAAAUUCCUGGAUUAGCACCUCUUACUUCUAAAAGUACAAUUGAUUCUUCAUAUCCAUUGAAACCACGUUUACAAAAAUGUAUUACUUUUGUGUUAGAAAGGUUAUGUAUUCGAACACAUUCUUCUCAUGAAGAACUUGAAAAUGAAAUUAUUAAAAAGUUCUGCAAAUAUCAAGAAACUAUUUCGAAUUCUGAUGAUGCAAAAUCCAAGACAUCACGAUUUCUGUCUUCCAAAGCUAGAAUAGUUCAGAGGAAACUCCAGGUUUGUGUUUAUAAUGGUUAUGCCUUUAUUCAAGAUCCUGAUAUUUAUCAUCUACACAUUGAACCGCCAGCUACACCUACUAUGAGUAAAAAUCUUAGAAGGGCUUCUAGUAUGGGAAUGCUAAGUGACUCGAAAGAAGAGUGCCUAGUUUUGAGAAGUGAUAUAAAGCUUACCAAAGUACCUGAUGAUAUAAACAUUGCAGUUGUUUUCUUAUUGGAAUAUGUUUUAGCCCUACCUAGUGUUAAAGAAGAUAAAGAACAUGUGCCUUCAUCGUUGAAUAAAACUCCAACAAGUAGUGUAUCUGUUGUUUGGGGGUUCUGCAGUUUAGGAUCUCUAAAAGAAAAUCCAGCUCAAUGUAUAGCUUUGACAAGUGAUCCCACAUUAUCUCCUCAUAAGAAACUGUUUUUGACAACUGAGCAAGAAUUUGAAAUGACUUUUUCUGCAUUUUCUCUCUUGAAACAGAAUAAAAAUCCUGCAGCUUCUUUCAUAUCUGAUGAUCAUUCAUCAGUGAUGACUAGCUCUGAUCACUCUGAAACAACUGCAAAAACAUCUUAUUUUCAACCAGUAUUAGGGCAUUCCACGCCUAAACACAAAUCUGUUGCUGAUAUUCCUAUGACAGUUAGACAAAGUAAAGUGGAUUAUCCUCAAAGGGUAAUUACAAAUCCAGGAAGUAGCAAAAAUGACAAUAGUUUUGCUUUACAAGAAGUUACUUUAGUUCCAUCUUCAUUACCAUUGGUUCCACCUAUGCUACAUUUAUUUCCAUUAGAACCUGGAGAAUCCUUUAAGACAUUUACCAAAUUAUAUUGGGAUAAGCUGCAACCAGUCCUCGACCACAAUGGAAAGCCUGCUACAAUGAUUGAUAGUUCUGUACCUUACAGACUAGACAUGAAUUUAGAACUGCAUUGCCCUCCUCAAAAGAAUGAAUGUAUGAUGCAAUUUCUAGCCAUGUCUGGGUUAUCUGAUUCGGUAGAAGUUCCACCAGAAGUGUUCUUCACUUUUCAGUUUUACCGCUUCCUACCAAUCAGAAGUGAAUGUAUGCUGUUGAAACAACUUUCUGAAAAUGAUAGUGUACUUCCAAAGUCAUCUUUAGUUUAUGCUUUUCUGAAAACUCUAGAAAGAGAUAAAAUGCCUGGAUUUCAGAUUACAUACAAUAUUGAUCCGACUGAAUUAAAUAAGGGAGAAUACAGAUCGUUUUUGAAUUAUCUGAUGAAACAAACUCUUCAUAUUGAUUUGUGGAAUGGAAAAUCUUUGUUGUACUUCGGAACUGUUUCGUUACCUUUGAAAUAUUUCUGUAGACAAGGCAAAGAAGCUGUUACUUCCAUUUUGGAAUUAGAUAUAUUCAACUGUGAAUAUCCUGAUGAAAGUCUGGGCCAAUUUAGUGCGCCUCUUAAUACAUCUUUGGGGAAGCUUCACAUUCGUGUUGCUUGCAUUCGACAUCCUUUGAGCUCAAAAGCCCUGGAAAACUUUGAAGAAAAGGAAGAGAAUGCAAGUUUAAUUUUCACAUCAUCAAAAGUAGAAGAACCAAGAAGUGGAACAAUUCCUCAUGUAGUGUCCAAAGCGAAAAGGCUCGCCGAGACAAAUCGAGAACUCUCUCAGCUGCUUUCAACCAGAAGUUUCUCUGACGAUUCCAAAACUAUGUCUCCCAAUCCGCAGCUCACUGAAGAGAGAAGGAGAAAGUUGGCUCGAAUGGAAGCAGUCAGGAACCUGGAAAAUGGUCAAGCACCUAGAAUCUCAGAGGACGGCAUGCAGUCUUUCUUCAAAGAACGACAGCGUGAUCUGUUGAGCAUCGAAACCUACAUUCAGAAAAACAAAUCUGAAUUGAUACAGUCUCUACUGCAAAAGUCUGUCACAUCUGAGAAAAGAAUGUAUCCUCUAGUCGGAACCAAAACCUUCUUCGAGUUUAUCGUCGAAAACCCAUUUCCUGUUCCGAAAAAAGUAGAGAUAACUUGGAAAUGUCCAGAUUUAAACUUAGUUAUUGACAGUAAAGAAUGGCAAGCGCUUAGAACUAUGAACGGCAUAUCACAAAAUGUAAAACCUCUUACUUUCGAUGAAUCUAGUCAAGAUAUACCAACUGUACAACUUCAACCAAAUGAGAAAGUUCACAUACCAUUCACAUAUGAAUGCUUAUCUGUUCAGACUAGUCAGUCAGAUUCGUUCAAAGCAGUUUCAGGUCAUCAUUUCACUGCAGAAGUUUUAUCAACAGUUCCUGCAAUAAACAGUCUAGAUACUACUAUUAAGGUUCGCUUCAUGACGGAAGAUCAGACGCUUUUGGCUGUUUUGAACCUGACAGUGCAACCUUUGCCCCCUUCCUUUACGCACAUUUUUAAAUUCCUAUCCAUGGAACAUUCGAUGCUUAAAAAGAGUAUUCAAAUCAACAGAGAUACAAAUAUCAAUGAAAGAUAUACUGUGAAAUGUACAAAUUCUGAUGUUGUAUGUUCGCUUCAAGAGAACCAAAGCUGGGAUGAAAACGUAAAUAUUAACAUAAAGGCUCCUACGAAAGCUGCCGGAAGAUAUACGGAAUUCUACGUAUUUAUUUAUAAAGAUACGUAUCAAAUAGCACCAUUUCAGUCUUGGAGUGUCUGUGUGUAUCCCCUGCAAAGAAUCGACUUGUCCUGCGUAGCUGGGCAGUUGAUGAGGUCAUCCUUAUUAAUUCGAGGCACCCAUGCAACGAAUUUAGUGAGAUGCUGCUGUAAUUCCAAAGACCUACAACUUCAUCCGUCCGAAUCUUUUGUGUUGUCGCCAUUUGCCGUACAAGAACUUUCUAUGAAUAUCAGAUGCCUCCUUCCAGGAAUUAAAUAUUUUCAAAUAACAAUGGUAAAUCAAGCCUUAGAACAAGUUCUUCAGUCGUGGCUUCUAGUCCUUUCCUGCCAAAAACCUUCCAUUUCCAAAGCGUUUCAAGUGCAUCUGUCCAUCGGUAAAGAGACUGCGAAGCGCAUCACCUACACCAACCCCUAUCCCCAAGACCGCCGUUUUGUGUUGCAUUGUAGUCACCCUCAUCUGUUGCAUCUGCGUGAGUACGAGUUCAUCGUGGAAGCUGGGAAGUCCUACCUCAUGGGUCUCUACUUCCUUCCGCAAAACUUCAUGUUCACUGAAACCGUCUUUUUAUACCUCAACGAAGCGCUUGCAGAUAAAAAUGAAGAAGCUUACUGUAUAAAAGUUGUGUGCCAAUAA
Molecule: messenger RNA, 4237 nt
Organism: Argiope bruennichi
Lineage: Eukaryota; Metazoa; Arthropoda; Arachnida; Araneae; Araneidae
Product: nephrocystin-4-like
Exons: 28
Coding region: 182-4237 (1351 amino acids)
Biological process (GO): negative regulation of canonical Wnt signaling pathway; protein localization to ciliary transition zone
Cellular component (GO): non-motile cilium; ciliary base; ciliary transition zone
Source: RefSeq, a predicted model, not a curated record